Messenger RNA from Osmerus eperlanus (European smelt), 683 nucleotides. RefSeq names its product nuclear transport factor 2, like (gene nutf2l). Gene Ontology annotation, cellular component: nuclear pore central transport channel. The transcript has 5 exons. The coding region runs from base 151 to 537 and encodes 128 amino acids. The record is from RefSeq and is a predicted model, not a curated record. Gene Ontology annotation, biological process: protein import into nucleus. Gene Ontology annotation, molecular function: nuclear import signal receptor activity. NCBI's taxonomy places the organism in Eukaryota, Metazoa, Chordata, Actinopteri, Osmeriformes, Osmeridae.
CUUUAUUCUGACAUUGUUUUAAACUAUCAACCGGAAAGUAGUUUCCUUAUUGAGGCUGGCUUCACCCUGCUGGAAAGUCGAGGGCGUGUAUCUACAAAAGUUCAUUAGAUUAGUACCUAAAUCUCAAGGUCCAAGUCUGCCUGUUAAAACAUGUCCGAGAAACCAGUGUGGGAGUUGAUUGGGUCUGGCUUUGUGCAACACUAUUAUAAUCUGUUUGACAGCGACAGAACUAAACUCUUAGACCUGUAUGCAGAUUUCUCCUGUUUGACAUGGGAAGGAGAAGGAUUCCCGGGGAGGGAAGCCAUCAUGAAAAAACUAAUUAGCUUGCCUUUUAAGUCUAUCAAGCACAGUAUCACUGCACAGGACCACCAGCCCACACCUGACAGUUGUGUUGUCAGCAUGGUGAUGGGGCAGCUAAAGGCUGAUGAUGACCAUGUUAUGGGCUUUCAUCAAGUGUUCCUGCUGAAGCAAGUUGGGAACAAUUGGAUAUGUGUGAAUGACAUGUUCAGAUUGGCACUUCAUAACUUCGGAGCAUAGGAAGGAUAACAUUCUUACCUGCAUUUUCCCUUUUCCUGGCAUUCCACAUAAUUAAGCCUUUAUAAAUACAUUGUUUAAAGGUGUGUAUUUUAGUUUAUGUAAGGAUGUUUUGUAUUACACCGUUUGUAAUAAACUCAGUGGCCAUU